CUGCCUGCCCAUGUGGCCCCUCCUUUACCGGACUGGACCGAUAAAUGGGUUAACUCUGUCACCGGGAGUAGCCGCGAUAAACGCACCGGGAGAUCCCUUCCCUUCCCUCCGCUGCUGCCUCACCGAUCUGCGCUCACAGCGUCCAUCCACCGGCGCUGAUUCGACAGAGAAGACUGAAUUUGAACCGUGUUUUAUUAUUAAUAUUGUUUUUUAUUAUUUUCUAAGAGGCAGAGGCAGCAGCAGCAGCGGCGGCAGCGGCAGCUCCGGUUGUUAGACCCAGACCCGUGGGCGGCUGGGUGGCGUCCGUCUGGGCGAGCUGAUAGGACGAAGAUUUGGCACUCUAUCUACCAACUGCUUCAUCCCAAAUAUUUAAGAUAUGGCGAUGAGAAGUGAGAUGUAGAGAAAAACGGAUGGGAGGCCAUUCAUGUGCAGCUGAAAAAUCUCGCAGCAGCAUCCUCCUCCAUCCUCCUCCUCCUCCUCCUCACCACCUAACCAGUUGAUAUUUUAUACAAUAACUACCUAAAAAGUGCGGAGCACAUGCCACAGCGGUGAAUCCCCGAGGCAGGUCCCACACACGGACUUAAUGAGUCCAUCUCUGGUUGUCGGACGGACUCCUGAAGAGCACAGGACGUAUGCAAACGGACUAAACACAUCUUGGCCAUUCAGAAGACCCUCAGUGUCCUAACCGAGCGGGGCGCGUCUCACACCGGGGAGCAGUCGUCGUUUCACGGGCAGGGAGAAGAUGCCAUUCCACCAUGUGCGGGCGGGCCUGCUCUAUCCAGACAACUACCUGAGCAGCUCCCUGACGGAGGGCAGCGAAGCCUUCCAGCUCACCAGCAUCUCCACAGAGGAGCUGGGAGAGAUCCGUGAGGCAUUUCGUGUUUUGGAUCGUGAUGGGAAUGGUUUCAUCUCCAAACAGGAGCUGGGCAUGGCCAUGCGCUCCCUGGGUUACAUGCCCAGCGAAGUGGAGCUGGCCAUCAUCAUGCAGAGACUGGACAUGGAUGGGGACGGCCAGGUGGACUUUGAGGAGUUCAUGACGAUAUUGGGGCCAAAACUGCUGUCGUCCGACAACAGAGAAGGAUUCCUCGGAAACACCAUCGACAACAUCUUCUGGCAGUUUGACAUGCAGCAGCUGUCUCUGGAUGAGCUGAAGCAGGUGCUGUUCCACGCCUUCCGGGACCAUCUGACAAUGAAGGACAUAGAGAACAUCAUCAUCACCGAGGAGGAGAGCCUCAAUGAAACCUCAGGGAACUGCCCUGAGUACGAGGGAGUCCAUCCCAAGAAGAAGAACAGGCAGACGUGCGUCAGGAAAAGCCUGAUCUGCGCCUUCGCCAUGGCUUUCAUCAUCAGUGUCAUGCUCAUCGCGGCCAAUCAGAUGCUGCGGAACGGCAUGGAGUGACCAGUUGCACUGUGAGCAUGGGGAGUGGACAGAACAGCCAUGACCUCACAUCUUGUCUUUGCAGCCAAAGCAGGAGCAGCCACAACCAGAGCCCUUCUCGAAACAAUCAGUUGAGUUUUUGUUUUUUGAGUUUAAUUUGAACUACUAGACGCAGAGAGUUUGCAUUGAAGAUGUCACCACGUAGAGUUAACCAGACUUGAACCUGAACUGGAAAACAAUUACGUUUUUAUAUAUAUAUCUAUAUACAUAGAUAUAUAUGUAGAAAUAUAUAUAUAUUAACCCCAAGAAUUUAUGGAGGGGUUUUUAUUUUGAGCCACCCUUUAAACUUGAUUUUCUAAUUACUGAAAAUGUUUAUCAGGUGCUUUGAGCCAUUCCUAAUUUUCAAAAACAAAUCGUGGUUAUUAUGGACACAUUUUACCCGAGAGAAGUAGCGUUGAAUGUGAGUGAAUGUUGGUUAAAGUAUUUAAAUGCAUUGUAAAUCCCUCACAUCUCAUAUUGUCGUGUAAGAACAUCACAUCAUCCACUCAGUCCUCUAAUCUUUGGGCACAUGAGGAGCACAACUCAAUACUCAGUGAGGGACCAGUUAACAAUCAUCACUGUCCCAUUACCUCUGCUAGACGUCUCUGCAAUCAUUGAUUUAUUCAUUGACUGCUUGCUUUACAUUUUGCGUGUGAACGAUGUAAGCUCAGGCUGUCAGAGAGGCAAAGGAAGA
Centropristis striata (black sea bass) is the source of this 2111-nucleotide messenger RNA. Its product is annotated as calcium-binding protein 8-like. The record is from RefSeq and is a predicted model, not a curated record. NCBI's taxonomy places the organism in Eukaryota, Metazoa, Chordata, Actinopteri, Perciformes, Serranidae. Bases 743 to 1399 code for a protein of 218 amino acids. The transcript has 6 exons. Gene Ontology annotation, molecular function: calcium ion binding.